Messenger RNA from Raphanus sativus (radish), 1979 nucleotides. Its product is annotated as protein GRAVITROPIC IN THE LIGHT 1. Lineage: Eukaryota; Viridiplantae; Streptophyta; Magnoliopsida; Brassicales; Brassicaceae. The transcript has a single exon. The record is from RefSeq and is a predicted model, not a curated record. The coding region runs from base 190 to 1599 and encodes 469 amino acids. Gene Ontology annotation, biological process: negative gravitropism; response to red or far red light.
CAAUCAAACAAACUCUCUUUUUCUUCUCUCAUCAUCUUUCCCACGCUUUCACGCUUUGCCUAUUAUUUCGAUUUUUAAAAUUAAAUAAAAACAAUUCACUUCACUCUUUUUUUUUUCUUUGCUGUAUCUGUAAAGGACUUAAUACUCUCCUCCUCUCACACCAGUCUCAAUUCCAAAGCUCUGUUUACAAUGGAAACACUGAAGAAGAACCCCUCCGUGAGAAGAAAAGGCAAGCUAGCGAGAACAUUCCAGAAGGUAUGCAGCCUGAGAACAACCUCCACGAAGGUCUCCUCCAACAACGGAAUCGGCGGCAUCUGUAUGCUCAAGUCACACAACAACCCAAACUUCGACGACGAGGACGACUCCGACUCCGUCUUCGAUCUGAAGAGCACCUCGAGCAGCAGCAGCCGGAGCGGCGAGCUCAGGAUACGGGAGCGGCGGAGAGCCGUUUACGAGGCGGUGGUCGCCAAGAUCUUCGCCAGCACGACCUCGAUCAAAGCCGCGUACGCCGAGCUCCAGAUGGCGCAGCGCCCCUACGACAACGCCGCGAUACAGGCGGCGGACACGGCGGUGGUGGAGGAGCUCCGGGCGCUGUCGGAGCUGAAACGGAGUUUCCUGAGGAAGGAGCUGAGGAACAUCUCCCCUCAGGUGGCGGUUAUGCUCGCCGAGAUCCAGGAGCAGCAGAGCCUGAUGAGGACGUACGAGAUCACGAUCAAGAAGCUCGAGUCCGAAUCCUCCGAGAAGCAGUCGAGGAUCGAUUCUCUGAAGAAGGAUCUCGAGGAAGUUUCAACGGUUAACAGAACGAUCGAGAAGAAACUAACGGCGAGUGGUUCCCUCUCUCCGUUAGAUAACGUCGUGUUCUCGAAUUUGAAUUUGGGCGGUUACGCUCAGGUUCUAGGGUUUACGUUGAGAUCGGUACGGAGCUUCGUUAAAGCUAUGGUGAAGGAGAUGGAGUCGGCGAGCUGGGAUCUCGACGCCGCCGCUUCCGCCGCGAUCCGGAACGCGUCAACCGUCUUCCCCCGCCCGAGCCACCGCUGCUUCGCGUUCGAAUCCUUCGUGUGCUGUAAAAUGAUGGAGAGUUUCGAAUCUCCUUAUUUUUCGUUACCUAACGUCGACGAGAAACCGAGCCGGGAGCGGUUUUUCGACCUGAGAUCCGUCGACCCGGUUCGGUACUUGACCCGAAACCCGGGCUCGUCCUUCGCGAGGUUUGUGCUCCACAAGUACUUGAACGUUGUGCACGCGAAGAUGGAGUGUUCCUUCUUCGGGAACUUGAACCAGAGGAAGCUGGUUAACUCGGGCGGGUUUCCGGAUUCCGGUUUCUUCGCUGCGUUCUGCGAGAUGGCGAAACGGAUCUGGCUUCUGCACUGCCUGGCGUUUUGCAUCAGCGAAAACGUCACGGUGUUUCAGAUUAAAAAAGGAUGUAGAUUCUCUCAGGUGUACAUGGAGAGCGUGAGAUCAGGCGACGAGUCUCUCUUCUCCUCCGAUGAUAACGCAGAUAUCCGGGUCGGGUUCACGGUUGUUCCCGGGUUUAAAAUCGGUGAUAACGUGAUACAGAGCCAGGUUUACUUAUCUCCGGUGACCGGUUUUUCUACUUCAUAAAAACGAUAUGAUGAUACACAAAUAUUUUUCACGCGUUAUGGUUUCGACACGCUCCGGGAUGGAAAAAGUGCGGCGGCGCGUGUAAAAGGAAUGGUGGGACAUGAUUCCCUUGGUGGCAGCAGGACUGGCAUGUGGGACCUGUAUUGAAAGGGGGUAAGAGAAGUGUGACGGUGACAGAAAAUGGCGCGAGGGACAAAUCAUCAUCAAAAUAGUUUAGUGACAGGAAAUGAUAAAAUUUGAAUUUUUCUUUUUCUUUAUGUUUAGGUUAUAAAACACAGCAAGGUAGUAUGGCAUGGAAGAGGAAUAGUGUUCUAUGUCUUUUUUACAUGUUAAAUAUAACUGAAUUUUUGUUUACAGUGUCUGGAGUUGGUCGGGACCAU